Messenger RNA from Pyricularia grisea, 999 nucleotides. RefSeq lists its product as uncharacterized. Bases 1 to 999 code for a protein of 332 amino acids. The record is from RefSeq and is a predicted model, not a curated record. NCBI's taxonomy places the organism in Eukaryota, Fungi, Ascomycota, Sordariomycetes, Magnaporthales, Pyriculariaceae. The transcript has a single exon.
AUGUCCAGCGAAAGUGGCGAGACGGGCCCUAUAGAAAAUGGCCUGAGUCUUGCUGAGGCCAUGGUCAUUGCCGGCUUCUUCGCAGUGUCAAUAUGGAACUGCGUUCAGACCUUCGUCUUCAUUUUCGUGACGUUCAAGAUCUACAGUGGCUUGUACUUUUGGAGCAUGACGAUAUCCAACACCGCGAUUGUUUUCCGGCAAACAUUUGCUCUGGUUCGCUUCUUCGGCCUGGCUCCAACGUUGGCCGUGACGCCGCUCGUCAGCGUCGGCUUUUGGGUCAUGGUGACGGGCCAGAGCGUGGUACUCUACUCGAGGCUUUGCCUCGUGGUUGGCGAGCCGAUUAAGCUGCGCUGGGUACUUGGACUCAUCACCUUCACCUUCCUCUUCGUCGAGGUCCCGGUCAGCUCGCUCCUCAUUGCAAGCAACGUUCCCGGGCAAGAGCAUCUCGUCAGGGCGUUCAACGUGUUCGAAAACUGUCAGACCGGGCUCAUAUCGGCACAGGAGGCCCUUAUCUCGUGGCUAUACGUGCGCGAGGCGAAGCGGGCCUUCAAGCCCAUCCAAGUGAUCAAGGGACAACGGGUCAAAAAGACUAUGAAGGGCCUAGUCUGGCUAUUCGUCCUCACGGCGUUGCUGGACCUGAGCCUGAUGGGACUCGCGUACUCGGGACAACAAUUCGCCAUCAUGACGUCCUACAAGGGCGUCGUAUACAGCAUAAAGCUGCAGGUGGAGGGUAUCGUGCUAAACAGCCUAACGAAGCUGAUGCGGAGACGAUCAUGUACCUGCGGCAGCACGGCCGCGGAGAACUACACGUCAAGUCCAAUAACUGUGAUGGGCGUGGGAGUGGGAGACCAAUUUACCACACCUUGUCACAGUCCGAUCAAUAAAAACAUCGGAGAGGGCAAGUCGAGCGGCGAAGAUUUGGGAACGGCAACAUCAGAAAACGUCGAGAGGCAUAGCGCGGAACUGAGGAGAAUAUUCGGGACAGAACAAUAUCCUUGA